UAAAGCAAGGACUCAGUCGGCUGAAAAAGAAUGGACAGUUUGCUGUUUUGAAAGACGUACUUAAUUUCAAAUCUUUUUUUUAAAGUAAUGCUUUAGUUAACGCAGGGAGGUUAAGACUGCUUUGCUGUUAAGAUCUUCUUGGGAUGCAAAGCUUGGAUGGAUAACGUGUAUUGUUUUUGCAAAGAGACUUCACGAACGUCAAAAUGAACUGUGUCAAGGUGUCGCAUUCAAGUGCGAUUCGUGCGGAGGUGAAGCGGCACGAAACGAUGAAGAAAAGCAUCACUAAACUUUUCAAACAACUGGAUAAAAUUGAGGAUGAGCAGCUCCGCGUGGGGCUGAAACUUUGUCUCCAUGGCGUCCAAGCUACCUGUGCCAACAGUCAAGAAUGGACCCUGAGUCGUUCCAUCCCUGAACUUCGCCUGGGGGUUCUGGGCAGUCUCAGGAGUGGAAAAUCUGCCCUUGUCCACAGAUACCUUACAGGGAGCUAUCUUCCCCAGGAAUCUGCAGAAGGGGGCAGGUUUAAGAAAGAAGUACUGGUCGAAGGACAUAAUCACCUGUUGUUAAUCAGAGAGGAGGCUGGGCCACCGGAUGCACAGUUCAGCUCCUGGCUGGACGCGGCCAUCCUGGUUUUCAGCCUGGAGAACGAGCCCAGCUUCCAGGAGGUGUACAAGUGCUACAGCCAGCUGGCCAUGCAUCGCAACGCUGCCGAGGUCCCGCUGAUAGUGGUGGGGACACAGGACAAGAUCAGCAGCACCAACCCGCGGGUGAUCGAGGACGCUCGAGCGCGGCAGCUGUGCUGUGACGUGCGCCGGUGUAUGUACUACGAGACCUGCGCCACCUACGGUCUGAACGUCAACCGCGUCUUCACAGAAGCUGCUCAGAAGAUAGUGGCAGUAAAGAAGCAAGCUCUCCUCCUGGCUUCCUGCAAGUCCCUGCCCAACUCCCCCAGCCAUUCCGGGGGCUCAACUCCCCUCUCCGGAGCCUUUCCUGGACAGGCCAGUAAUGGAGGCCAGAGCAGUGACUACUCCUCCUCAUUGCCCUCCACCCCUGUCAUCAGCCACAAGGAGAUGAGAGGGGUGUCAGGAGGGGAAGCAGGGGGGAGCGCCACGCCCGGUCCGCAGCGGAGCACCCCCCGCCGUCGCACCUCCCGCUUCACGAACCGGCGAGGCAGCGACACAGAUAAGAGGGCUGCUGAUGGUAAAGGGGACAUGGGCAGUGGCAGGUCUAUCCCCAUAAAACAGAGCAUCCUCCUGAAGCGCAGUGGGAACUCCCUGAACAAGGAGUGGAAGAAGAAGUACGUCACCCUGUCCAACAACGGCAUGCUGUCGUACCACUCCAGCGUCAACGACUACAUGUUGAAUAAUCACGGGAAGGAGAUAGACUUGUUGAGAGUGACGGUCAAGGUGCCGGGGAAACGCCCACCACGUGCUGUGACUUCCUGUGGCCCCGCCCCCGGCCUCAAUGGAUUGGUCAAGGACAUGUCUGGCCCUGAUGGGGCAAGUGCAGCUCCUACAUUUCCCAGCAGCCUCCUGCCAGUGGAGGAGGGGAGUGGCAGUGGUGUGUUAUCAAGAGGGGACAAGGGGGCACAAAGGUGCCCCUCAUCGCUCUCGGGCAAGGCACAAAGUGUAGACUCAGCCAUUGAAACGGUAUCCAGUCCCCCCACUGCAAAAGACCUGGCUCCAGCCUCCCCACUGAUUGACAGAAAGAAACACAGAAGGAAGAAGAGCAUGAACCAGAAAGGUGAUGCAGCCAUUGGACAAGCUGAAGCCAAGCGCAAAAUGUGGAAAUUAAAAAGCUUUGGUAGUUUGAGAAACAUUUACAAGACAGAUGAGGAAAAUUUCGACUUCAUGAUCGUGUCCAGCACGGGCCAGACCUGGCACUUUGAGGCCCAGAGCCUGGAGGAAAGGGAUGCCUGGGUCCAAGCCAUCGAGAGCCAGAUCCUGGCCAGUCUGCAGUCCUGUGAGAGCGGCAGAAACAAGGCUCGGAGAAACAGCCAGAGUGAGGCAGUGGCACUGCAGGCCAUUCGUAACGCCAAGGGCAACAGUCUGUGUGUGGAUUGCGAGGCGCCAAACCCCACCUGGGCCAGUCUGAACUUGGGGGCGCUGAUCUGCAUCGAGUGCUCCGGGAUCCACCGCAACCUGGGGACCCACCUGUCGCGCGUGCGCUCGCUGGACCUGGACGACUGGCCACGCGAGCUCACCCUGGUCCUCAGCGCCAUCGGCAACCACAUGGCCAACAGCAUCUGGGAGAGCCGCACUCUGGGCCGCCAAAAACCCACACCGGACUCCACACGGGAGGAGAGGGAGUCAUGGAUCCGGGCCAAGUACGAACAACGGGUGUUUGUGUCUCCCCUGCCGGCCGCGGGCGGGGCCAUGUCCACCCGUCUCCUCUCGGCCGUCACCCAGAGAGACCUCCCCGCCCUGUUGCUCCUGCUGGCCCACAGCACCAAGGAGGAGAUCAAUGCCCCACCACCUGCACUGCCCAACGGCGCCUCCCAGCAGCCCCACCCCGCCCUGCACGCGGCCUGCCAGCUCGCCGACGUGGUCAUGACCCAGCUCCUCGUCUGGUAUGGCAGUGAUGUGAAAGUGAGGGAUGCCCAGGGUCAGACGGCUCUGACUCUCGCACGCCGUGCUGGGAGCCAGGAGUGUGCGGACAUCCUACUGCAACAUGGCUGUCCUAACGAGCCCCCCCCAGCCGCCGCCCUCACACCAACCCUUUCCCGAAAGAGCAGCAGCACCAGCCUGGGUCGUACCAACUCCAGGAGAGGGGUGUCCUAACGUCUCCCAGAAGCAAGAGCAGCACAGGACAAAGGGGAUGGGGGGGCGGGGGGGCGGUCAACACUCCCACAUACACACAAACAUAGGUCUAGCUGUGCUUAUCUGUGUGUGUAUGUGAGAGAGAGGGAGACCUUGGGUAUGUGUAGUCCACUGUCCUGGACAUAGCUUGACAAGGAUGGCACGACAAAGAUGUGAACUGCAGACAUAAUGGACAUGAUGAAGAGAGCUUCUCACAGUGUUAUACUCAUUAUUAUAAGAACUCUAUGUAUUGUUAUAUGUCCCUCCAUAAAGGGCACUGAAACAUUUUGCUCAGCCAUGAAGAAGCAAUAGAUUUUUUGCCACUGAAGUUUCUGCCUUCAUACUGCCUUUCAGAGACAAGCAUAGGUUAGAAAGCUUAGGAAGGUACCACAUGCUAUGAAGCAGAAGAGUGAGAAUUAAGGCGCCUUGAACUGCUGCUGCCAGGAGUCUCCCAAGCAGAGCACUGUUCCGGUUUCUUUGUGCCAGUCAGCCAGUGAGAAUGGGUCUACUGGUUCUGUAGAGCUGUACAUCUGCAGAGUAUGUGUCAUGGGUUUCUCUCCGUACUCUCUCAUGAACCGCUUGAAGUUCCAGGGAUGGUUUAGGGAGAGGUGACUUGUUCUUUAUUGACAAACAACCGUGUAAUGGUACAGUACCUGUACUGUGAUGAUGUAUGUUCUUCUGUAUGUACUGUAUGUAUGAAUUUGCAUGUGGAGUGUGUGUAUUUGUAUGUUUGGAAUGUCUAUGUGUGUAUGUUGUGUGUGUGGAGUUUAUAUGUAUGGAGCGUAUGUGCAUAUGAGUGUUGGUUGUGUAAUAUGUAUAUGAACAGGUGUGUGUGGGGCAGGUGUAUAUGAGUAGGUGUGUGUGAGAGUGGGGGAGGUGUACGUAUGUGAGUGAAUGUGAGUGGGGUGUGUAUUCACAGUGCUGUAUAAGCAUUGCCAAUGCUCUCACAACGGGAUGAGGCCAAGAAACUGAAGCCCUAAGUGGACAAUGGGCUCACGCCCGCAGGAAGCAUCAUUACAGGGGCGGUCCAAGUCAGUAUGCCGCCACCACAGCACAGCGAUGCCUCAGCCAGGCCCCUCCAUACUGCCAGAGUCCGUCUCUCCAGGAGCAGGGAGAGACCAGCAGGCUCAGCCCUGGCCUCAGAACGCUGGAAUGUCCGCUCGGAGAGAGCAUUGCCAGGGACGUGAAACUCACGGUACAACGGACGUUUGAUGGUCCACGGCACUUACGCUGAUCGCGAAUGUGGAACUAAAGGAAAACUGCAAUAAUCCAACUCAUCACAAAAGUGACAGAGUAACACUCUCCACCCUUCUCAUUGCAUUUAGGACACCUGUGAUCCUCGCAGAUCAUAGACAAAAAAAACAGUGCCCUUCCUUUUUUUUUUUUUACUAAAUUGCAUCAUGCAGUUCAUCUCCCUACGUUUAGGGGUGAAGUAAUUUAAAAGGGUGAGCAGUGGUUUACCUCAUUUUUUUCUCCAAAGGGAGGAAAGCUGGAGCCAAUUCUGAUAUGAAUAAACUGCUGGAAACAAAACUGAGGAUCCUCCCCACUGUUGUCUGGCAUUGCCAAUUAUUUUUGCUCGUGGACCGAACACAUAGUGCUGAAUUUGCAGUGAAGCAUAGCGUGCUCCAAGUAAUGAAGCAUUAUAGCUGAACAGUGAAAGACGACAUACAUUUUAUAGAUGAUUAUUGCCCUAAAUCCUACAGAAAACAGAUUUAAGAUUGAGAAUUGUACUUUAAGAAAGACAAAAGUAUUGUAAAGAUACAAAUAUAUAUAACUAUAUUGUUAUUACUACUGUUUCUGUAUAUGUUGCCAUGGUUCUUGAUAAUGUACUGUGUGUACAAGAUUGUAACUGUAUGUAAUGAUGUUUGUAUGUGUCUAGGACUUGUUUGUAACCGUACAGGGUUAUGCGUAGCUGUUAAGAAAUGUGCAUCAGCUGUGAUGUUUUUUUAGUGGGUUUAUCAUUAUUAAUAAUAUUAUUUCUAAGAUGAGCAAUGUUCCUGUAUAGCACUUCUUUCUUUUUUACUGAUAUUUUUUGGCCUGGUUCCAUUGAACUGAAGGUGGUCUCUCAGAUGUCUCUUGUAUGAACUCAAAAUGUACUGUAUGAUAAGAAGUCUGAGAGUUCCA
Molecule: messenger RNA, 4919 nt
Organism: Conger conger (European conger)
Lineage: Eukaryota; Metazoa; Chordata; Actinopteri; Anguilliformes; Congridae
Gene: agap2
Product: ArfGAP with GTPase domain, ankyrin repeat and PH domain 2
Exons: 19
Coding region: 204-2777 (857 amino acids)
Cellular component (GO): nucleus
Molecular function (GO): GTPase activity; protein binding; GTPase activator activity
Source: RefSeq, a predicted model, not a curated record